CUGUUUGAGAGGCCUAUCUGAUGGUAGAAAACUAGAAACCCUAGAUCGGUCCUGCCAUUCCAAUUCUCCUCUACCUCUCCAUCUCCCUCUCCCUUGGCUCUCCUCGGCGACGCCGAGCUGCCGAAGGUCUCCCGCCGGCCGCCCUACCACCGCUGCCACCGCCCUCAGAACCGGCAGCCCACCGCGUCCCGCCGUUGCAAUUUGAGCUCAACAUGUCGGACAGGAAGACCACUGAUGCGAGUGAGCAUGCUUCUGAGGAGGUUCCUGAACUCAUGGACCAAAAUGAAGAGAAUUCAAUGCCGUCAUCCCAAGCAGAGGAGGAAGCAAUCAGGAAAAAAUAUGGAGGAAUAGUACCCAAAAAACCACCACUUAUAUCCAAGGAUCAUGAACGUGCUUACUUUGAUUCUGCUGAUUGGGCUCUAGGAAAGCAAGGUGCACCUGUUGAGAAGCCCAAAGGACCACUCGAGGCACUUCGCCCAAAAUUGCAGCCUACGCCGCACCAGCAAGUGCGUUCACGGCGUUCUAUAUACACGUCUUCAGAUACUGAUGAGGGAGGCAAUGCUGCUCCUGAGGCGAACAGCAAUGAGUGACUUCAAGGCCAUGUCCAUUUGGAGAGCCUUUCCGUCUCACCAUCUUUCGUUGUUUCUUUGGUGAAACACAAUUGAGUCCAUUUUGUAGGCUUGCGUGAAUAAGCAAUUAACAGCUUUUCGCUGCAUUUGCUGCUGUCAUUUGGAAUCUUCAUGGCCUCUGCAUCUGAGACUGGUGGCAAUGGAACUACCACUGAUGGUUUAUAAACUUAGAAUGACAUCUAGCUCAUAACCAGCAUGCUUCAUGUUAUUUUAGCGAAAUGGCCUGGAUUACUACUUAUUGUCGUGAUUAUAAAGUGUUGCAAGUUAGCACAUGGUAUUUAUUAACCAAGUUCGAGGCACGAGAACUAGUUACUAUAACCCCAAUGAUCAAAGUGUUCUUAACUGCCUGGAGUUAAA
This is a messenger RNA of Phoenix dactylifera (date palm), 986 nucleotides long. RefSeq lists its product as uncharacterized. Lineage: Eukaryota; Viridiplantae; Streptophyta; Magnoliopsida; Arecales; Arecaceae. Gene Ontology annotation, molecular function: protein phosphatase inhibitor activity. Gene Ontology annotation, cellular component: cytoplasm. The record is from RefSeq and is a predicted model, not a curated record.